This is a messenger RNA of Pelobates cultripes (western spadefoot toad), 5229 nucleotides long. The record is from the annotation of a GenBank genome assembly. Lineage: Eukaryota; Metazoa; Chordata; Amphibia; Anura; Pelobatidae.
AUGCUGCAGACCGGCAAACAAUACUGGUCUGCCCACUCACCGCCAGGCGAGAAAACGAGCGGGCUGGGCAGCAGAGAAUGUCAGCGGAGCGAGGCAGCCGGCGAGCUGUCAGUAGGAGCUGAUAACUGUAACUGCCACCACUCAGGGAAACCGGAAGUCCAGAAGUACGUCUGGACCGGUAGGUAAGUUUAGGUAGGAGGGGGGAGUCCCUUUUAAAGGGACAUAGCCCCUCCCACAACUUCAGGCCCUGCCUUCCAAUAUAUGCCUGAUCCUGAUGAAAGUCCCUGCUGGGACUGAAACGUUGAUCUUUUAAUGGAUACUUAAUAAAUUGUUAAUUUUAAUUCUUGAAAAUCCGUGAGUGCUGAUCACUAUCUGAAUUUAUUUGAAUUUUCCUGGAUUACAAGCACCUGGUUAUUAAAUCAUCCAAACGUGAGUGCAAGGACUUUUCUAUUUUUGAUAGAGAUAUAUAUAUAGGUAAGUGUGUGUUUAUUUUUAUGUUUACGCAUUGUUUAUGCACAGCCUCCUUAAACACUUCCUCUAACGAGAACCUUUCUUUAUUGUACAUGUUGUUUAAUUUAGAAUUUAUCUCCUGCUCGGUUAAUUUCCUUCUAGACCUUGGCGAAGCCUCCUGUGUGUGAUUAAAGCGGCACUGUCAUGGCCACAUCCAUGGUGUUUUGUUUUUUUUGGGUUUUUUUUUUAACCCCCCUUCCCAACUGCAAUACAUUUUAUUAUCCCCCUAGUAAUCCCCAAAUACCCCUAGGCCCCACGUUUUUACUUUUAUUUUUUUUAACACUUUAUUUCAUGCCUGGACUUAGGUCCUAGGUGCUGCCAUCUUUAUGUGGGCAGAUAAAGGCCCUGCGGAACACGUCACAUCUGCCCACACUAGAUAGGGCUAUGAAAUUCCUGCACAUGCCUAGUUAAACAUUUGGGCAUUCACUAUUGACCGAAAUUCGGAUGGGAAUUUUGUCUAUUUAUACCUCAGAAAGACAAAUGAAUAAAUAGAAAUUUCAAACGAACGAAGACCUCUUGGGUGGGGGACAGUAGGUCCCCCCUCCUUUUGUUACUUAGGGUCUAACAAAAGGAGGAGGGACCUAAUGUUAUUUUCUCCCCCACCCAAGAGGUCUAAGUUCAUUUGAAAGCUAUAAUCUUAUGUCUAAUAAUUGGUGCCUUAAAGGGGGUAUUGUGCUUGGCAUCUCCUGUUGCUGUCUUGUCUUCUAGUGUUAAAUGGAGUUUGAAUGGUAGAACACUGAAGAAGUGUCUCCAAGCACCAGUCUGUCGCUAUUUUUUGACUAAUGUCCGAGCCUUAUCUUGAUCAUUGAAGGGGCGGUAGUGAUAAACAGGGAACAUAAGCCGACACUCUCAGCCUAUCACUGGCUGUCAGUGGCGAGUAAAGUUUAAAAACAAAAAGGAACAUACGUUCCAAGCUUUCUCAACCCGAAGUAGUGAAUUCUGCCCUGUGCAUGUGUGUGAUAUGGCCGCUUAUAUCGCUGGUAAAACUCAUCCACCUUCCAGGGUGUGAUUUCGGAGGGAACGAGGGUUGGACAUAGGAAAGGUGUUGAGGGUUGCAUGGAGGGAAGGAAGCGAGAGUGAUGUUCAGAGCUGCCUGCAAUUGAAGACGUUAAUUUGGUUUGUGAACACUGCUCAAUGCAAGCUGAUAGCGGAUGUUUUUUAAGCACAAAGCUGACAUUGGUCAGUCCGGAAUAGACUUGUGGCCUAACUAGGAGGAGGAGGUGACACAAAUCUAGUCAUUUCUCUGUAUAGGCAAUGUUUCCAGAUUGCUUGCACCAUGAGGAUAUCUUCAUUGUGUGGGUUAUCUGCUCUGUACCAAUUCCUGAUGAUUUCCCGGUCAGUUUCUUGGUUCACUGGAGAGAGUUACUUCUGCGGGAGGUAGCAGGGUCAUCAUUGUGAGGAGACCCACUACCCAGCUAAUAUGGGGGUUGGUAGGCAAAUGGUAAGUAUUUACACAUAUUGCAUUGGUGUUGUAUAUCUGUCUAAUAAAGAUAUUUGAGGUUUGUAGAGAGACUGGGCAUUGUAAACUCCAACGAGAGAGAAGCUUUAUUGGAGUGCCAUAACAAGCCAGGCUGUUAACGCUGUUCUCUUUGGAUGCUUUGAGUGCCUGUUUUCUACAUACUUUGUGUAGGGGUUGUGUGCGCCACAAAAUCUGGUCCAGUCCCUGUGUGUUGUCUCCUCCUGGUUGCAAAUAAAGACAUUUGAGUCUACUUACAAUUACCUGAAGAUAUGUAGAGAUUUCUUGAGGCUUUAAAGAAGUGCAGUGAUGGACCCUCAAUAGGAGAUUGACAGUCUGUUUGGUUUUUUUCACCGUCAGAAAGAACACACUGGGCGACUGGUAAUUGGAGAUCACAAAUCUACGUCCCACUUCCGAUCAGGUCAGUAUUUAUUGCUGACUUCCUCCAGAUAUUGUGUGAUGUUCUGUGAAUGCGUGUUGUGUCCUUGAUCAAGAUGCCAGACGGAUUAGCUGGUUUAUUUGGUAUAGAAUAUCAACCAUAUUAAGGUCUCCCAUAUGUUGGUAGAAUAUGAAAAAAAUGCCCUAAUGUUAAUGGUUGCUGCUUUGACCAUUUAGCACAAGCUUUUGAGAUCUUGAGACCACAGAAAGAAAGACAUUUUGUGUUUGAGGCUUGUGACUUGUUAAUGCACUGCUGCCACCUAGUGGUGGUCCCUGUGACUGCUGUGAGGUUUGUAAUGCAAUGUGUUGUACGCACAGGGUUAAAAUGUGAUGGGCUCCAGAGGCUUCACCUCUCGUACUCCAAGCCCUACACAUUGCACACACCGCCAAGCGGGAUCUGUUAUAAUACUUUCCGUGCCACGGAACUAGGAAAGGUUAAAUUUGGUGGACUUUUUUCUUUUUCCAAGCUCACCAACUAUGUAACUAGGAAUUCCCCAUAACCCACGUACGCUGCACAUGCAGGUGAUGAAGAUAAGAAAAUAAACGACGCGCUUGAAUACCAGUUUCAGCAAAGCAUGGACAGCACAAUGACUGGGCGGAACCGGCGGCAUUGCGGCCUGGGAUUCAGCGAGGUAAGCCUCAGCCUAAAGCUUUCUUGUAUUAGAUUUCCUAUGCUAGUAGCCAGACUUUAGAUUACUGGUCACUGCCAGCCCCGAGAGUCGAUGGCACAAUUACUAACGGGGGAUUUUUACUCGACAGAGCCCUGGUUUAUUAUUAAAUGGGUCUCUAAAAGGUCUGCACGUAACGUAAAUAUUUGUUUAAAUCUUGGUUUGGAGUCGAUACUGGUUCUGUUUUAUCCCAUAGUCACACUUAGAGGAACAUUCUUACCAGAAAAAAGAAGGGCUUAUUCACUAAACAAUGGCUUGUGGUAAAAUGAAAAGAAAUGGCUAUUUUGGCUUAGAUUGUGUAAGUUCUUUCAGUGCACUGUUGAUUGAAUGAGUGGGCCACUCCCCCCUGCAUUCUGGGCCGCUCCCCCUGAGCGUCCUUAUAUUACACCCUAUGUAAAUUAAUUUAAAUGUAUUCAGCAAUGUCUGAGAAAACUCUUCAUGCAGUUCAGUUAAUCAAAAUGUACUCCCUACAGAUACACCUGCCCACUGCGGCUUUGGUUUCCAAGAGUCCCAGCGGUUUGACACUUACCUGGGGCCUGCUGUCUGGUCACCUCUUCAAAGAUGACUAAUGGAGUCUGUGUUCUAUAUCUCUCAGGGCUUGACAAAUUUGUUUGGAAUCUAGGAGCCAGCUAAAAAAGUUAGGAGCCAGUCAAAUUCUUAAAGGGACACUAUAGUCACCAGAACCACUACAGCUGGAUGUAGUUGUUCUGGUGUCUAUAGCCUGUCCUUGCAGGCAUUUCAGUGUAAACACUGCCUUUUCUGAGAAAAUGCAGUGUUUACAUUGCUGCUUAGUAACACCUCUAGUGACAGUCACUCAGACGGCCACUAGAGUGUCUUGGGUCACUGCUGCACCACGUGCAGCACCCACUUUCAGUGUCUCCAAGCUCUGCAUGGAGACGCUGAAUGUUCCUCAUAGAGAGUCAUUAAUUAAAUGCAUCUCUAUGAGGAGAUCCGGAUUGGUACAUUUCCUGCGCAUGCAAAAAAUCUUCACAAUGCUUUCCUAAGGAAAGCAUUGGCUUAGCUGAGAUCAUAAAGAUUGAUAAUCUCAGCCACGGAGGUGGUACCAGCCAUGCUGAAACUGACACAGCGUGGGUAAAUGGGGGAAAAGGUGAGUAAAAACAUCUUCCUCAUGCAAUCGGAGGGUGCAGGUACCUAAACGUGCACACAUACUCUGACAGGCUCACAUACACACUCGCGCUGACAACAGGCACGCACACACACACACACACACACACUGACUGACUGGCGCACGCGCACACACUCACUUAAAACAGGUGCACACACGCAAACGCAGUCUGACAUGCUUAUACACUCACUUUUUUGUUUUAAUUGAACUCCACUCAGCCUCCCUACCUUUGAGAGAGCUGAGUGGGUCUUCUCCUGGGGUCCAGUGGGGCUGCUCUCUUCCUGUGUGCGAGGGAGCAAUACUCUGCCUGUAGCUCCUCUCUGAUCCCUGCACGCUCUCUGUAAUGAUGCCAGGGACGGAGUAAUGAUUCUGGCUACCGGCAUCAUUACACAGCACGAGGGAGCAGAGAGCAGCUACAGGCAGAGUAUUGCUACCACGGCCGGCUGGCUCCAUGCUGCCUUGACUGGCCGGCUCCAUGCUCCUCAGGGCGGCCGGCUGCCUCCAUGCUCCUCAGGGCGGCUGGCCUCCUGCCUCCAAUAUUGUCCUGACGGCCGCCAACAAAGUUCCCUCGGCGGCCACACUAACUAGAGAGCUGGCAAAUCUCGAUUUGUCGGACCCGGAUAUAUCUAUUUAUCAUAUUGUUUCUUUGGAAAUUAAGAAUUUAGUUUUAGCACAAGCUUCUUGAACUUUUUAUGUUAUGUUUCAAAUGUACUAUGAUAUAUUUUUUUUAUAUAUUUAUAUAUAUAUAUAUAUAUAUAUAUAAUACAAUUUAUAUUUUUUUGUACCAUGUAUUAAAGAUUGAAAGUCCAGAUGAUAAAGUUGCAGCACUGCCUGAAAAUGUCCCUGGAACAGAGCCUGCAUCAAUGUUCAGCAAUCGGAGUGACAGUGACAGCGAAAGCCACAGUGAUUCUAGCUCGGAGAGCGAGGAGUUAAAAAAAACGACGACAAAAGAGAGCAAGAGUGUUUCCGAGGAGGAGAAAGAGAGCAAGAGCAGCUACAAAAUGAAAUUUGUCAAAUCAAGUGUCCCCUAA